Messenger RNA from Penaeus vannamei (Pacific white shrimp), 615 nucleotides. Lineage: Eukaryota; Metazoa; Arthropoda; Malacostraca; Decapoda; Penaeidae. The record is from RefSeq and is a predicted model, not a curated record.
AACAUACACGUCAUAAUAAGGAUAAAUAAUACGAAUACGAAUGUCUAUCCUUUUACGUUUUCUCUUAUCGUUUUUCCAGAGUAUGGGAAUGAGUCGAUCCGGAUUCACCUACGCGAACGACAACAAAGACAGCGAGACAAAGUCAAUGUUCACUUGGAAGAGAACCGGUCGAGACACCCGUAGAGAAAACAUUAAACGGAGCGGAUAGUAAACGAUGCCUAACGUUUUAUAGAACUCAGUGAAGAGAAAGCUUAUGAUCUCAAGGUUAGAUCUAGACCCAGGUGAUGAAUCUGGAGAAAGAAAUGUAAUGAAUUACGAACACCACAAAAACAGCAGACGGAGAGAUAGUGACAUUGAAGAUUACCCGUACUCCAAACAAUCACGAACGAGAAAGAACCGGCAGACAAUCCACGGAACAUCGUACACAAGCAUCAGUAACUCAAGGUGCGGAUCUCUCCCCAACAGAAAAGUACUACACCCUCAGACAUACCAAAAUCUUCCUAAGAAAAACCAGAUUAACGAAGAUCAUAUAAAAGAAAGAAUAGAAAAGAAAAAGGAUCCAGGGGAUAUAGACUACUCAGAAAUCUAAAACCCUAUUAAAGAAGAAAGAAGAAG